UAACGUGGAGCAGUACAAAAAUACAGUCGACCAGUGAAACACGUAUUUCUGAGUCGCUGCAAUUAUUCCGGUGUGUUAAUUUUAAUAUUCUCAGUGACGGGUUUUGCAAAGUUUAAACGUACCCUAUAAAUUAAUAAAAAUACCAGUAUGCCAUUUUAUGUAAAUGAAACAGGAUUUAAACUCUAUGAUAAUAAUAGUUAAAUUAUUAGUACUAACCCAGUGGCAAAAAUUUUAUAAAAUUGAAAUAGCGUGUGUUCCGUAUUUAUGGUUUUGAUAUACUGAACAGUGCGGCCUUCGCGCAUUAAUCAGUUUGAUUAUAUUGUGGCAUUAAAAAAUGGAAUAAAAAGUUAUGUUGAACAAACAAAAUAUUUAUCACACAAUUUUUGUUCAUAAACAGUAUGUAAUUUUUUUUUUGUACAUUUUACGUCUAAUGUUUACGCGAAAAUUGAAAAUUGCAAUAAAAUCUUCCAUUUUAAUAUUUUGCCUUUUCAAAUUUUAUUUCAAAAUUGUGAAGUGACCCGAAACGUUUUUUGGUUCGUAGAACCCUAAAAAUAUAAUUGGCAUUCGACUUUUCAAAUCCUAUAUGUUAGAACUGGCCAGUAAGGACAAGCUAUCGUUUAUGAUACGGCGUGUUUAGUUUUAAAGUUAUAAGAUAUGAAAUAAACAAAGAAACAUGGACCGGGGAAUCAUAACACCUUUAAUGAAACAGUGUUUCGUGACAGCUGGCGUUGCAAUUAAUCUGGCACAGUUCGGAUUGGCUUUGGGGUUCACCGCAGUUCUACUGCCGCAGCUGAGAGCUCCUGACUCCGGAUUUGAUAUCGACGAUACUUCAGAAUCAUGGAUAGCCGCGAUUCCAGGUUUCGCUUUGGUCGUCGGAAAUUUCACAGUACCUUCAAUAAUGGGGAAGUUCGGUCGAAAAGUCGCAAGCAUCACCAGCAUCGUCAUCAUCAUCAUCGGCUGGGUCGCAAUCACGGUGGCUAACAGUAUCCCACUGAUCCUCGCAGCAAGGUUCCUCCAAGGCAUUUCCAUGGGGAUGAUUGCCUCUCUAGGUGCUAUUUUGGUGGGAGAGUACACGAGCCCUAAAAACCGUGGGGCGUUUUUGUCUAUUCUGUCAUUAGUCAUGGCCGUUGGGACUACCACGGUUCAUACAGUUGGUUCAUACUUAAGCUGGAAGAAAACAGCGAUGCUGUGUACUGCAAUCACCAUAGCGGACUUGGUAAUAGCGGUUUUCUCGCCAGAAUCACCGAGUUGGCUGGCUGACCAGGGAAGGUAUGAGGAGUGCCGGAAAGUCUUCCAUUGGCUCCGAGGAUAUGACGAAGAUGAUGAACUAGAUAAAAUGAUUGAAGCCGCCAGAAUAACAAGAGAAGGCAAAGUUGAUGUUCCUAAACCAUUUUGGAAAGAUGUCAAAAGUAAAUUGGCGCAAACUACUGUGAUUAUGAGAAAGAAAGAGUUUUACAAGCCAAUUUUACUUAUGAUCCACAUUUACACUCUCGCAGAAUGGGCAGGCAUUAAUAUUCUUUCACCGUACAUAAUAGAUGUAGCCAAUUCCCUUGUAGAUAAAGAAGCUAUGAAUAUACCUGCUUUAGUAAUAUCAGUAGACGUUCAAAGAAUAUUAAUGGGUAUACUAACAGUAUAUUUAAUAAAGAAGAUCAGACGACGGACAAUAUUACUUUCAACUACGAUUUUAUGCAUAAUAGUUUUAAUAUGCACAGCGGGGUACAGUUAUGCUAAGACUUCAGAGGUGUUACCAUUUGAUCACCCAUCGAUUCCUGCUUUAUUAUUACAUAUACACAUGCUUACUAUAGCAGUAGGAUCUAUACCUGUGCCAAUGGUGAUCUCUGGUGAAAUAUUUCCUUUAGAAUAUAGAAGUUUAGCAGGCGCCAUCAGCGCACUGUUUUUAUCUCUCCAUUUUUUCAUUGUGGUCAAAACAUUUCCUUACUUCGUCCGUCAUAUUGGGUUACACGGAGCUUAUUUGAUAUAUACUUGUGUCGUAACAUACUGUCUGAUUAUAUCUUGGUUGUAUUUACCAGAAACCAAAGAUAGGACUUUGCAAGAAAUAGAAGAAGAGUUUAGAGGAAGACCAGUAAGAACUGAUGAUCUAAAGGCAUCGGAAUCUUUGAUGGGUUGACUUAAUUACUUGGAAAAUGAUGAUCUCGUUUUAGUUUAAGCACAAACAAUAGAAAUAUGUUGUUUAUAUACAAAUAAGUGUGAUGACAGCUACAGAUUUAAGACAAGAAUAAACUAUUGAAAAAGCUGAAGAAAUGA
Molecule: messenger RNA, 2265 nt
Organism: Manduca sexta (tobacco hornworm)
Lineage: Eukaryota; Metazoa; Arthropoda; Insecta; Lepidoptera; Sphingidae
Product: facilitated trehalose transporter Tret1
Exons: 3
Coding region: 674-2128 (484 amino acids)
Biological process (GO): transmembrane transport
Cellular component (GO): membrane
Molecular function (GO): transmembrane transporter activity
Source: RefSeq, a predicted model, not a curated record